Molecule: messenger RNA, 1446 nt
Organism: Talaromyces proteolyticus
Lineage: Eukaryota; Fungi; Ascomycota; Eurotiomycetes; Eurotiales; Trichocomaceae
Exons: 1
Coding region: 93-1352 (419 amino acids)
Biological process (GO): intracellular monoatomic cation homeostasis
Cellular component (GO): mitochondrial inner membrane
Molecular function (GO): ribosome binding
Source: RefSeq, a predicted model, not a curated record
CUUCAUCAACCACCCACUCCAUUCUUUCCAACCAUCCAAGUCGAGUACAAGUCUAUAUAUGGCUACUGCUGCACGCUAGAUAACAUACUCCAAUGUCAACGAUUUGCGGCCGGUGUGCUACCAGCACUCCGAGGGCAACCGCAAUGCGGGCGUCGCGAAGCCAGCUUAUGUCGACACAGAACUUGCUCCUUGCAAGGAAUAAUUACAAUUACAAUGGCUGGAGGAAUCCCAAUAUCGAAAUACGGCGGCAGAGAUACUCGCUUCUCACUACGAAUCGGAUAAAAGACAAUGUGUUUGUCGCCCAUAUCUACACAGCCCAGCGAUAUGCCUCAUCAACACCAAAGUCAAAGGCCACGAAACGCAGCACGUCAGCGAGAUCGGUGACGAACAGCGUGUCAUUGAACAAAGUCAAAGUCAAAGCCAACGUCAACUUGAAGCCAGCAUCAGCAUCAACCUCUUCUUCCCCCCUCGCAUCGACUCUCAACCCACCGUCCAGCACGCGACCAGCUGAACUCGACCUACCCGCACCCGCCACCCCCGACGUCUCGACCACAGACAAACUAAAACGCUACAUCGCUAUCGGCCGCGCAUAUCUGGCAUUCUACAAAACCGGACUAAAAAAUGUAUACCAUAACUACAAAGCCUCCCUGCCAAUCCGCGCUGCGCUAGGUCUACCACGAUUCCUUCCUACCUCUCCUCCCAACGGACAGUCUAGUUCAGCUUUUUUGGAUAAGGUGGAAAAGGCCGGUGUCAGCCGUGCGGAUUUCCAGCUCACGCAUCGCGCGGCAUAUGAUAUCAGGCGGAUGAUUCCGUUUAGUCUGUUGUUGAUUGUGUGCGGGGAAUUUACGCCGUUAAUUGUGCUGAUGUUGGGGAAUGCGGUAACGCCAGCGACUUGUCGAGUGCCGAAGCAGAUUGAGAAAUGGAGGCGGCAGCGCGAGGUGCGGAAGGGUGCUGCAAUGGUCGGUCUCGAAAAUAAUAAUUCGGCGGUUAGUCCAGGUGAAGAGAUGAAGUGGCUGGCGAAUAGGUUCGGGGAUCGCGGGUUCGCAGAUACCGCGUCAGCAGAGCUGAUUCUCAGGGGCUGUGCGGUUUUCGGGCUGGCAAAGACGCAUCAAAGACCGAGCUGGUUGGUGCCGCUGGUUUACAGGCCGCGGCUCAAGCGGUGGACGGAGUAUUUGGAGGUUGAUGAUAGGCUGAUUCGGGGAGGCGGGGGAGUUGAGGCGUUGAGUGCGGAGGAGGUGCGUAUUGCGCUGGAUGAGCGCGGUGGUGUUGGGGUUGGGUGGACUAAUGGGAAUGUUGAGAGUGUUGAGGAGGGACGGAGGUGGUUGGCGGAUUGGUUGAAGAGGAGGUCUUGAUUGGGUAUCCUGAAGUGUAAGCUAUUGUGUAGAUACGUCGACUAUAUAUGUACAACAUAAAAGUAGAUACAGAGCUGAGAAUAAAACGCCGUCC